This is a messenger RNA of Adelges cooleyi (spruce gall adelgid), 1626 nucleotides long. Its product is annotated as venom protease-like. The coding region runs from base 267 to 1406 and encodes 379 amino acids. Gene Ontology annotation, molecular function: serine-type endopeptidase activity. The record is from RefSeq and is a predicted model, not a curated record. NCBI's taxonomy places the organism in Eukaryota, Metazoa, Arthropoda, Insecta, Hemiptera, Adelgidae. The transcript is spliced from 7 exons. Gene Ontology annotation, biological process: proteolysis.
UGUAUGCCCCUUCCACAGUAAAACGUAGUUUUGUUGAUUAUUUAUAAAGCUGAAGAAUAUACUGUAUGACCAUGAAAAUAUUCGCCAGACGAGAAGUCGCACGCGCUAUAAUAUGAUGGAAGUUAAAAUUAGUUGCGAAUUGGAAGCAUAUAAACGCCAAAUUAUACUUAUUGUAGUUCUGUAGUUCAAUUCUAAUGAAUAAUUAAUAAUAUUUUGCAAUAGUUAAUUACCUGUGUACCGUUUAGUGCUUGUUGAAAACAAACAUUAUGGCAAUUACUAGUCAUGGUUAUUUGAACUUAAUGUUUGGACUCAGUGUGGUAGCUGCUCAAUCCAUAUCUCAUUGCACUACGCCAUCAAAUCGAGUUGGCAAUUGUAUUAACAUUCUAAAAUGCGCUUCUCUCCGAAGUCAACUGGUGAAUCACAGGGCGAACUCUUCUGUUAUGUCUUACCUUCGAAACUCUCAGUGCGGUUACGAAGGAAAGUUUCCUAAAGUCUGUUGUCCAUCUUCGAGUGAUUGCACUGAUGGAUCUUCUGACAGUGGACUUUCUAUUAAAACCAGAAACCCAAAUAACGAUUAUUACCAAACGAUAUCGACAUCAAAAAUUCCAAAUGAAAAUUCUUGUGGAAGAACGAUUGUUAUACGAGAUCGGAUAGCUGGCGGAGAGAUUCCAAAAUUAGGCGAAUGGUCGUGGGCAGUGACAUUAGGGUACCGAAAUAAAUACAAACCGUACGAUCCUCUUCAGUGGUCUUGCGGUGGUAGCUUAAUAUCUGAUAGAUAUGUAUUGACAUCGGCUUACUGUACUAUCGAAACAGGACAGACAAAACUGUCUGUAGCACGUUUGGGAGAUUUGAGUUUAGAUCCUGACGUCGACGACGGUGCAUCGCCUCAAGAUAUUCCAAUUGAAAAGAUAAUAGCACACGAGUCGUACGACAGAAGAAAACGUGUUAACGACAUUGCUCUGUUGAAACUAGAGUCUGCUGCUGUAUUCAACAAACACGUCCAACCCAUUUGUUUACCGACUUCUCAAAAAUUGCGAUCUAAGCUAUUCGUUAAAUACACACCGACUGUUGUAGGAUGGGGUACCACAAGAAUAAAUGGACCUUUAAGUAACAUUUUGAUGGAAGUUGGACUUCCAGUUGUGGAUAACAUGGACUGCAAUCGUUCAUACUCAAAGUUUCCCGUUACAAUUGAUAACAGAGUGUUAUGUGCAGGAUCUCUGAAGGGCGGGAAAGGUUCUUGUCAGGGAGAUUCUGGAAAUACACUAAUGAUUCCACAAAGUGGACAGUGGUAUUCAAUUGGCAUCGUGUCGUUUGGAUAUAAAUGCGGCGAAUCGGGUUAUCCCGGUGUGUAUACGAGAGUCACAUAUUUUGUUGACUGGAUUUUAGGAAAACUACAAGAUGACUAACUUUUAUAAUGUCUGUUUAUCAUAAUUUACAAUUUUUUUUUUUAAAACGUGUUUCAUAAAUAUAUUAUUACCUAUUACAUAUUUUAUCAUUGGUAUUAAAAAAACAGUCCUUAGCUCAUCAAUUGUUUUAAUUUAAAUAUUUGUAAAAUUAAAAAUAGAUAAGCGUUUUAAAUAAUACUAAUAUUCUAAAUUGCCUACUUUGUAAACAGUGUAUUAUUAU